AUGGGAUACUUCUUUGAUCCCAUAACCGUCCUCAAGCUCGACACGACUGCUGUUGCGAAUCUUGAUACCAGCGACAUUGAUGAAGCCCUAGCGAGAUACGAAAGGAUAUCCCAGUUCCUGGCCUUUGCCUACGUGGCCAGUAUUGCUUUCGCCAUCCUUGGGCCCAUUCUCUCUGUGUUCGGAUCUAAAAUUCGUAUCAUCGGCUUCGCCGGCAUCUUCUUGUCUUGGCUCGCCGCCAUUCUUCUCCUCGUCGCUUCAGGAACGGGACACUACAUUUACCAGCAUCUCAGCAAAGCCAUUGACAGCGAUCUGGACCCGAUUGGCAUCGACUCGGACUUUGGUCUACUGUUGGUUCCCAGUUGGCUUUCUUUUGGUUUCGCUCUACUUGCCGCUGUCUUCACGAGUUUCAGACCACGCGACCAAUCCUCGAGACGCAAUCCUGACCUGUCCUUCGAUACAAAGCACAGAUCUGGCGCCGGCGGACAUGUCACUGGCCAGGCGAACGAAUCGGCUGGACCCGGGUCGGGUCUGCUUAACCGAGUGCAGACUUGGGGCCGUCAGAAGUACAUCGGCAUCGGGAAACAGCCUGGUGCAGAGCGGCAUAGUAACAGGGCCACACCACGAGGUGGAGGAGCGACGUCGGGCAAUCUCUCGGAUGAUGAGCAGCACCUGGUGCCCCGGGAACAGCAGGACACGUAUGGUUCGCGACGGGAAAGUCUGAGUUUCGAGCCGCGUGCCUUUCCACCAAGGACGUCGAGCGAUGAUGGAUACGGUGGACAGGGCGACAUCGCCAUGAUGCCUCUCGACAACCGAGGCCAGAAGGAUCUGAAUACGGCAUACGAGCCCUACAGCUCGAGAUUCUUUUAG
This is a messenger RNA of Verticillium dahliae VdLs.17, 867 nucleotides long. RefSeq lists its product as uncharacterized. The record is from RefSeq and is a predicted model, not a curated record. The coding region runs from base 1 to 867 and encodes 288 amino acids. The transcript has a single exon. Lineage: Eukaryota; Fungi; Ascomycota; Sordariomycetes; Glomerellales; Plectosphaerellaceae. Gene Ontology annotation, cellular component: plasma membrane.